UAUGUCUUCCAGAAGAAACCACAGCAGCUGAAAUCAGAGAAGAAUGAGAUUAUUCACAAGGGCCAACUACUCUGCACUGAGCUGGGCCGUUACUGCCAGCAACCUGUAGCUUGUCCAGCUCCUCUUUACCAGCCAAACAAACACAUACCAAGAACCACGUCAUCUGACUGUGACAUCAGUUGGAAGGGGAUGACUGAGCACAUUCAUAACAUCAACGUCCACAACUUCAGCAACUCCGUCCUCAAGACCCUGAAUGAGCAGCGCAACCGCGGGCACUUCUGUGAUGUGACCAUUCGGAUCCAUGGGAGCAUGCUUCGGGCCCACCGCUGCGUGCUGGCCGCCGGGAGCCCCUUCUUCCAGGACAAGCUCCUGCUGGGGUACAGCGACAUCGAGAUCCCCUCCGUGGUCUCGGUGCAGUCCAUCCAGAAGCUGAUCGACUUCAUGUACAGCGGCCUGCUGCGGGUGUCCCAGUCCGAGGCCCUGCAGAUCCUGACCGCCGCCAGCAUCCUGCAGAUCAAGACCGCCAUCGACGAGUGCACGCGCAUCGUCUCCCAGAACGUCGGCUCGCCCAGCGGCCGGGGGUUCCCGCUCAACUCCGGGGAGACGGUGGACCUUAAGGCCCGAGGGACCCCGGAGUCCGAUGGGUCCUGCCCUGGCAGCGACGUGGAGCCCGUCUACAUGCACAUCCACUCCAAACAGGGCCUGGAGCACAAGACCCUCUUCUCCUCCCCCGGGCUCUCCCUGCAGAACGGCUCCCAGGACCGGCCCUACUGCGGAGGCUACAGCCCCACAAUCUCCCUCCAGAAAGAGCAGCACAGGCAGGACCCCGUCCACGAGAGCACCCAGCAGCAGAUGGAGAGGCUCCUCUGCAGCCCCGAGACGACCCACUGCCGAAAGCAGUCCCGGCCCGUGCGCAUCCAGACCGACAGCGUGGACGCCUCACAGGAGGCGGACGAGGACUACGACUGUUUCGGAGAGGAGCAGAUGCAGGGCCUGGAGCACAAGGACGAGGAGGAGCCAGCGGACAUCACCGACCCGGCCGAGAGCGGGGAGAGCGAGCCCAAGGGCGAGAGCUUCGACUCGGGCAUGAGCUCGUCCAUCAGCACCGAGCCAGACUCUGUGGAGCAGCAGUUCGUGGCGGGCUUCGCCCGGGACGGGGGCGUGGACGGCACGCACGCGGAGGUGGAGCUCCUCUGGGAGCACCCAGCGCAAACCGACCUGAAAGACUCUCCGAAGCAGGCCGAGGACGACGAGGACACCGGCGUGCCCCAGGGCAACAUCAACGACAAGAUGGUGCUGCAGCAUCCCAUGAGCCCCGUCAUAUCCAAGCUGAUGGCCAACCCCCAGCAAUACCUGCGGCAGCCCGCCUCUCUCGCCAGCAACCUGCGGAUGCCCCUCACCAUGACCAGCAACACCCAGGUCAUCAGCACCACCGGAAACUCCUACCUGCCCACGCUCUUCGCCACGCAGUCGGCCGGGAGCACCAAGCCGGUGCUCUUCAGCCUGCCGCAGCCGCUGGGGCCCCAGCAAAACCAGUAUGUGACCGUCCCUCCUCCCAGCAUCGCCCCGUACACCACCCAGCUGCUGAGCCAGCAGGCCUCGGCGCAGAAAACAGGCCAGGCCAGCGGGCCCACCACGCAGGCAGAGAAGAGGCCGUAUGAAUGCCCCCUGUGCAGCAAGACCUUUACCGCUAAACAGAACUAUGUCAAGCACAUGUUUGUGCACACUGGUCAGAAGCCGCACCAGUGCAACAUCUGCUGGCGAUCUUUUUCCCUGAAGGAUUACCUAAUAAAACACAUGGUGACGCACACGGGCGUGCGCGCCUACCAGUGCUGCAUCUGCAACAAGCGCUUCACCCAGAAGAGCUCCCUAAACGUGCACAUGCGCCUGCACCACAAGGAGAAGUCCUACGAGUGCUACGUCUGCAAGAAGAAGUUCUCCCACGAGACUCUACUGGGGAGGCACAUGGCCCUGCACAACCUGGAGAGUGGCGGGGGAGGGCCGGGGGGGCCCGUCGCCAUCAAGCCUGGGGGGCCGGUCUCUGUCCCCAUGGCGGUGGGGGCCCCUGAGGCUGUUCCCGGAGACGGGACAGGUGUAGGUGUGGAGAUCGCAGAGGCCCCCAUUCCUGGCUGCUAA
Conger conger (European conger) is the source of this 2136-nucleotide messenger RNA. Its product is annotated as zinc finger and BTB domain-containing protein 20-like. The transcript is spliced from 3 exons. Gene Ontology annotation, molecular function: DNA-binding transcription factor activity, RNA polymerase II-specific; RNA polymerase II cis-regulatory region sequence-specific DNA binding; protein binding. Bases 190 to 2136 code for a protein of 648 amino acids. Gene Ontology annotation, biological process: regulation of transcription by RNA polymerase II. The record is from RefSeq and is a predicted model, not a curated record. NCBI's taxonomy places the organism in Eukaryota, Metazoa, Chordata, Actinopteri, Anguilliformes, Congridae.